GCGCGGGCCGCGGAAGGUGUAGUCACGUGUGCUGUGGGGCGAACUCGCAGGCAGGAGGAGGAGGAGGAGGGGGGUGUGUUUGGGACCAGUACACGGAGCUGGGAAAUGCCAAGGGUUUACAUAGGGAGGCUGAGCUACCAGGCUAGGGAGAGGGAUGUCGAGAGGUUCUUCAAGGGAUAUGGGAAGAUACUCGAGGUCGACCUCAAGAACGGGUACGGGUUUGUGGAGUUUGACGACCCCCGCGACGCGGACGACGCGGUGUACGAGCUCAAUGGCAAAGACCUGUGCGGCGAGCGGGUCAUAGUGGAGCACGCGAGGGGCCCGCGCCGCGACGGCAGCUACAGCUCGGGACGGAGUGGAUAUGUGUAUAGGCGCAGUGGGAGAGAUAAGUAUGGACCUCCGACUCGCACAGAGUACCGCUUGAUAGUGGAGAAUCUGUCCAGUCGCUGCAGCUGGCAGGAUUUAAAGGAUUACAUGCGCCAGGCUGGGGAGGUGACCUAUGCCGACGCCCACAAGGGAAGAAAGAACGAGGGAGUGAUCGAGUUCAAGUCCUACUCCGACAUGCGGCGGGCCCUGGAGAAGCUGGACGGCACCGAGGUGAACGGGAGGAAGAUCCGGCUGAUUGAGGACCGGCCCGGGUCCCGGCGGCGCCGCUCCUACUCCCGGGGCCGCAGCCGUUCCAGCAGGUCUCGCUCCAGAAGCAGGCGUUCCCGCAAGAGCCGGAGCCGCAGUGGGAGCAGCAAGAGCAGCCGGUCGCGCUCCAGGUCCGCCUCCCGUUCCAGGAGCAGGAGCAAGAGCCGCAGCAAGAAGAAGGGGAAGAGCCGGAGCCGGAGCCGGAGCCGGAGUCGGAGCCGGAGCAAGGGGGAGGACAAGGAGGGCAGGGAGCACAACGACAAGGGGCGGAAGAGCCGGAGCAAGGAGAAGAGCGUGAGCAAGGCCAGGGGGCGGAGCCCGGAGCGGAGCCGCAGCAGGAGCCGAACGCGGGGUAAGAACCGGAAGGAGAGCCGGAGCCGGAGCAGAAGCAGGAGUCGGAGUCGCAGCCAGAGGAGCAGGAAGAGAGGCAAGCAGGACAGCAAGAAGAGCAAGAAAGACGACUCCUGCUCCAGGUCGAGGUCCAGGUCGGCGUCCAAGGAGAACAAGGAGCACUCCAGGAAAUCUGUCUCCAAAAACCCGGAGCCCAAGAGCGACGGGGAAGAAGACGCCCGCGCGGAUCGCAGAUCUGGGUCUCAAUCCCGCUCUCGAUCUGCCUCGAAGCCCAAGAUCAAAUCCCGCUCGGCUUCGGCCUCCCCCUCCAAGGCCAGGUCUCGCUCGCGAUCCGGGUCCAGGUCCGCCUCCCGCUCCCGGUCACGAUCUCGCUCCCGGUCCUGAUUUGCUCCUGUUUUUUUCUGAUCUUGGAGUGCGUUUAUACUCUGCUGUUGGGUCUUUAAAGUUUGCUUGCUGUUUGUUCUAAAUUUCCAUGCAUUCACCCCUGCUGCAUUUCUCUUUUAAAGCUUUCUUUUAUGAAUAGUGUUGUCUCCGUAGCGUAGUGCCGAGAUGUUCGUAAAGCUGGGUUUGUCACGUGGAUUGAUCACCCUGAAGAUCAGAAGGCGUUGGCAAGAGAGUUUCCUUUCAAAUAAAAAGGCCUUUCAUCUAGUAACCCUGGGUAUUUUUCAAGUUGUAAUUUUAGAUGUCCCUUCUUCCCAAGAGCGCGGUGUUGAGAUUUUUAUUUCCAUUACCUUUCUGCCACUGGUACUGAAGUUCCCCUUUUCACUUUUAAAAUAAAAUUUGUAUUUUUGCCGGA
This is a messenger RNA of Lepisosteus oculatus (spotted gar), 1780 nucleotides long. RefSeq names its product serine and arginine rich splicing factor 4 (gene srsf4). The record is from RefSeq and is a predicted model, not a curated record. Gene Ontology annotation, molecular function: mRNA binding. NCBI's taxonomy places the organism in Eukaryota, Metazoa, Chordata, Actinopteri, Semionotiformes, Lepisosteidae. Gene Ontology annotation, cellular component: cytoplasm; nucleus.